AUGUCGGCGAUCACUUCGUUCUUGCGACCGGAUUUCACAUGGCCUCGACCGAUGGGAUCAUCCAUUUGCAAGUCAACUCCUAAGGUGCCAUCUUCACCUGGAAAGCUGCGACUAAGAGCAUGGGGCAUAGUACAUGAAGCUCUAUACUACAUAUCCGAAUGGUAUUGUGCCUGUUUUGGCAUACAAUUUGAUGCCAACAUCAUACAAUUGCCCUUUGGACUUGUCUUGAAGUGGACAGAUCGAACAAGUUUGGAGGAGGCUGCCGCAAUGCACAUGGCGCGGGCUGCCGGGAUGCCGAUCCCAAAGGUCCUUUGUUGUGGAGAACACCCGAAUGCGCCGUACAAUCGCAAUUUCUCAAUACUGAUGACACGACUGCCGGGCUCCCCCCUCGAGAACUCUGCUGACACUUUACUCGUCGAAUCUGAGGAUCCAUGGCUCUUCGAGCUGAGAGAAUGCGUCAUUGCCAUGCGCAGAUGGACUUCGCCCCACUCUGCGGAGAUAUGCUCAGCCAUUGGCACUUCAAUACGAAGCCCGCGUGUACCCGGUCACAUCAUGGGACCAUUUGCCGACGAAAAUGAAUUCAACGAUUAUCUCUUGAGUACAGCUUCGGGGCACGGCUUUGAUACGACCGCAGAAUACAUCAAGGCUUUGGAACAAGCCAAUGAAAUCCGCAACUACCCUCACCGAAUUACUUUCACCCAUGGCGACCUCAAAGCUCACAACAUCCUUGUUGGGGAUGACGGGCAUCUUUCGGGUUUUCUCGACUGGGAAUCGGCCGGGUGGUAUCCUGAGUACUGGGAUUUUACUACCGCGAUGAGAUACGGAACCAAUAGUUGGUGGUUUCAAGUGGCCUCGUGGAUCGGAGGUGAUCAGUACAGGCGGGAGUUGAAGUGUGAUAUUGCGUUGAACUCUUUGACCGUCGAUUCAUACAUAGCUUUCUGA
Penicillium diatomitis is the source of this 942-nucleotide messenger RNA. RefSeq lists its product as uncharacterized. The transcript has a single exon. The record is from RefSeq and is a predicted model, not a curated record. The coding region runs from base 1 to 942 and encodes 313 amino acids. NCBI's taxonomy places the organism in Eukaryota, Fungi, Ascomycota, Eurotiomycetes, Eurotiales, Aspergillaceae.